Molecule: messenger RNA, 1427 nt
Organism: Chara braunii
Lineage: Eukaryota; Viridiplantae; Streptophyta; Charophyceae; Charales; Characeae
Source: the annotation of a GenBank genome assembly
GAGAUACGGAAAUCCGCGGGGAGAUACGAUCCAGAUUUCCGAUUGACCGACGCAUUGGAGGUGGCGAGUUAGGAGGGUCUUAGCACUUCCCUCUCUCUUUGGGAGAGCAUAAAGGCCACAAGCCGGGGAAUGAGCGUAAUUGCAGAGCGGGGAUAUUGUGAAACAGGAAUUGUUGAUGUUGUGGCUCACAAGUAGGCUAUACGGUUACUGAAGAGGUUGGUGCGAGAUAUUGGUCUGUCGAGGGGGCCAAGGGACAGAAAGCCAGGGUGUAGUACGAUGCCCGAUAAUCCCACCAGGGCUGAUCUGGACCGCUCUUUUCUUCCAGAGGACAGGAAGUGGGAGGAGGAAGGCACGAGUGUCGCUUUGUAUCGUGACGGCGCCCAUCAUGUGUGCUUUGGGUUGCGGCGCAAGGAGACAGAUGUUGUUGGGUAUCGGCCAACAAGGGUGGAUGAUGUAGACAGAAGCGUAGGUAGCGGUGACCGAGAUGGAUCUGUUCAAGUCGACUUCCGGUAUGUUUGCCUAGGGUAUGCCAUGUAUGGGGAUGGAAGAGGAACUGGUGUUGCCGUCGGAGGGGAGAGUGAGAGGAAGGGGGGGGAGGAGGGUGCAGGUGUUGCUGGAGGAUAUGGCGAGGCGAAGGCGGGUGCUGCAGCUUAUCUUCCCCUCUGCUCUGGUAGCGAGAUUCUGCUCGAGAAGAGAGCAGAGCUCCACCCUCAGAAUCAUCAGCACCUGCAGAAGAAGCGGGGUGAAGACCAGAAGGAAAGGGGUCUGAUUAAGCCGACACCUGAGUCCUCUUCGACAGCUGGUAAGGUUGAUGAUGAAGACGGUUUCAUCGUGAAGGAGAGCAAGAGUCCUUCUCGCCCCCUGUUGCCAAUCAUCCGGCCGGGUGUGGGUGUUGGCACAAUCCCUGUGGACGAGUUUGCGGGGAGGUUCUUGCGGUCUGCGAGUCUCAUUGCGGCACGCGUUGUGACGAAUAUGUCAAAGGUGGCUGGAGCAGUGAAAGCAGGCGUUGACGAGAUUUUCUACCCUGAUCAUGGGCGGUCCAAAUGAGAGGGGUAGUCUGUUUUUUUUUGGUCCAAAUGAGAGGGGUAGUAUGUUUUUUUUGGUCCAAAUGAGAGGGGUAGUCUGUUUUGUUUUUUGAAAAGGUGUGGGGAGGUCGUCGUUCUUAGCAAGUAGCGAUUGGUUGACGUUUACUGCCAGUCUUGCCGGAGUUGGAGUUGGAGGUGGAGGUGGAGUUGGAGUUGGAGGUGGAGUUGGAGUUGGAGUGGAGUUGGAGUUGGAGUUAGAGUUGGUUUUCAUUUCCUGUAGUUGUAUGAACUUCUAUCCAAUCGACGUUCAAGUCUAGGAGUGGGGAGGGGAGGGGAGUGAGAGUGUGUGAGUGGGGAGGGGAGUGAGAGUGUGUGUAGAUGGAAUGAAUGGGCUAUAUGCAG